UCAUUUGUGGAGUCAUCGCGCCAGCCCGUACCUAAAGGCUAAAACACUCUCUCAACCACCAAACUCUAACAGCCUGAUCCUUCUUACCUCCACUGUCCUAAAAUAACACAAACUCUCUUCAAAUGGCGUUUGCCACCUUCUCUACACGCGCCUUUUCUCUUCAGUCACCGAACUACCACCAUCAAUAUCACAGCAACAACUUUGCCACAAUCUCUCUCUGUGUUCCCAUCCCAACUUCUAAACCCUCUGCUACUCCUCUUUCCUGGACCACAACUACUUCUCGUUUUAAAAGAUUUCGAACAACCAUCGCUCUCUCCUCUGGUGGAGGAGACGGUGGCGUAGGUGGUGGUGGGAUUUCUGGUGGUGGAGGUGGUGGGAAUGAUGAUGGUGGUGAUGCUGGAUCCCGCAACAAGAGUGAGGCCAUUCUUGCAUUGGCAGAGGUGGGGAGGUCGUUGGAGAGCUUGCCAAAGGACUUGGCUGCGGCAAUUGAGGCAGGGAGGGUGCCAGGGUCGAUUGUUAGCAGGUACUUUGAACUGGAGAAAUCAGCAGUGUUUAGGUGGUUGCUUCAAUUUGGAGGGUUUAAAGAAAGGUUGCUUGCUGAUGAUUUGUUCUUGACUAAAGUUGCCAUCGAGUGUGGUGUUGGGAUCUUUACCAAGACCGCUGCAGAGCUGGAACGGCGCAGAGAAAAUUUCACCAAGGAGCUGGAUUUUGUUUUUGCCGAUGUGGUAAUGGCCAUAAUAGCAGAUUUUAUGCUCGUUUGGCUUCCUGCUCCUACUGUUUCUCUUCGACCACCUCUUGCACUCAGUGCUGGUCCAGUUUCUAAGUUCUUCUACAGUUGUCCUGAUAAUGCAUUCCAGGUGGCUUUGGCUGGAACAUCUUAUUCAUUUUUACAGAGAAUAGGCGCUAUACUGCGUAAUGGAGCCAAGCUAUUUGCAGUCGGUACCGGUGCAUCUCUAGUUGGUGUAGGUAUAACAAACGCGUUGAUUAAUGCACGAAAGGCUUUAGAUAAAUCUUUUGCUGGAGAAGCAGAGGACGUGCCUAUAUUGUCAACCAGUGUUGCCUAUGGUGUGUAUAUGGCAGUUUCCAGCAACCUGAGGUACCAGAUCCUUGCUGGAGUUAUUGAACAGCGACUUUUGGAGCCUAUGCUACACCAGCAAAAGGUUAUAUUGAGUGCAAUCUGCUUUGUUGUUCGAACUGGCAACACAUUCUUGGGGUCAUUGAUGUGGGUGGACUAUGCACGCUGGGUAGGAAUCCAAAAGAUACGAGAGUAGAGUACAGGGAUGGUAAAUUUGGUUGCGACCUUUCAAUGGAUGACGAUGACGACUUGAUGGAUAUUUAGACAAUGAGGGUGAAUCCAUUUGAUUACCUUUUGUUUUGAAUAUCUAUGUAAAAGAGUUUGACAGACGGGGUAAUGGCUGAAAGUCUCCUUGCAAUGUUAAGGAGAAGUCUAUCCAUUAUAUACAAUAACUAGCUUUGAUACCCGCGCGAUGCCGCGGGUCA
Molecule: messenger RNA, 1500 nt
Organism: Populus trichocarpa (black cottonwood)
Lineage: Eukaryota; Viridiplantae; Streptophyta; Magnoliopsida; Malpighiales; Salicaceae
Product: protein RETICULATA-RELATED 4, chloroplastic
Exons: 9
Coding region: 123-1271 (382 amino acids)
Source: RefSeq, a predicted model, not a curated record